GCCACCGCUCCCGCAGCUCGGGACCAACCCCCGGGGAACCAGUGGCACUGCAGAGCAGCAAGGGAGACACAAGAGUUCCUCUCCUCACCUAAACAAACUGCACUUGACACUGGUUAGAGAGAAAGUACCAGAGAACAGUGUGUGGCUUUUCAGCAGCAAUAUAGGAACUUCUCCGCUCAACUUUUCCAAGAGAAUUUUGGCCUUUUCAACUUCCCUGUAAAGCUUUAGGAUUAUACAAACCUAAAAAAUGAUCUUGAUGAAGGAGGUGAGGGGGAAGGCAGCCCUUCUCCAAGUAAGUGUUGGAGGAUUUCUCCUUGGCUGCUAAGGGUUUGUGUUGGGUAAAGAAAGGCUCCUAACAAACCAGCAUUCUUUUCCACAUGAUCAGAGCUAACCGGCCCCCCUGCAGGCAAAAUGACCAAUCAAAUCAGCUUCAGAGGAAAACCAGCCCCCCAGCACUAUAAACACAGGAAUGAGACAUACAAACCCAUUUUUAAAGGGUUUUGGUGGGUUUUUUUAAAUCUCUGCCAGCCACUUGUGGGAAGUUUCUUGCCAGUGGUGGGACCAAUACACCAGAGCAGCCCAGUCCCUCUCCUGGAGCCCAGGUUACCCCUUCCUCCUGCACACAACCCUUCAAAGACUGCCCAUGACAACGGACAGGAUGGAGAGCAACAACACCAAGGCCAGCGCUCCCCUGCUGGCCCAGCGGCACCAGCGCAUGGUGACCAAGGACGGGCACAGCACCCUGCAGCUGGACGGUGCCCGGGGCAGGGGCCUGGCCUAUCUCCGCGACGCCUGGGGAAUCCUCAUGGACAUGCGCUGGAGGUGGAUGAUGCUCGUCUUCGCCGCUUCCUUCGUCCUCCACUGGCUGGUCUUUGCAGUGCUCUGGUACCUGCUGGCUGAGAUGAACGGGGACCUGGAGCUGGACCACGAUGCUCCCCCUGACAACCACACUAUCUGCGUCAAGUACAUCACCAGCUUUACAGCUGCUUUCUCCUUCUCCCUGGAGACACAGCUCACGAUUGGUUACGGCACCAUGUUCCCGAGCGGGGACUGUCCCAGUGCCAUCGCACUGCUGGCAAUCCAGAUGGUCCUGGGGCUCAUGCUGGAAGCCUUCAUCACAGGUGCGUUCGUGGCCAAGAUCGCCCGCCCGAAGAACCGGGCAUUCUCCAUCCGCUUCACGCGCUCUGCCGUGGUGACACAUCCCGAGGGGAAGCCACAUCUCAUGUUCCAGGUGGCCAACACUCGCUCCAGCCCCCUGACCAGCGUCCAGAUCUCUGCUAUCCUAUACCAAGAGCAGGAGAACGGGCAGCUGCACCAAACGAGCGUCGACUUCCACCUCGACAGCGUUACUGCGGCCGAGUGUCCUUUCUUCAUCUUCCCGCUGACCUACUACCAUUCCAUCUCUCCAUCCAGCCCUCUGGCUGCCCUCCUCCAGAGAGAAGCUCCUCAUCACUUUGAGCUGGUCGUCUUCCUGUCAGCUGUGCAGGAGGGCACGGGAGAAACGUGUCAAAGGAGAACAUCCUACCUGCCCUCCGAGAUCCUGCUGUCCCACCGCUUCGCCCCCGUGCUGGCCCGCAGUGCCCAAGGCGAGUACCACAUCCAGAUGGAGAACUUUGACAAGACUAUUCCUGAGCUCCCGGCUGCAGCUGGCUCCAAGAGCCCCAGGAGGACUGACAAGGAGAUCCGCAUCAAUGGGCAGCAUGCCGACAGCUUCCAGCUCUCCGAGACUGGCCUCACAGAAUAGAGAGAACAGACUGUGGACUUGGGGCUUUUUUUAAUUAUUAUUACAUUAAACUUUCAGGUUCCAUUUACAACCUUCCCUCCUUGCCUGCCCUGCCAUCUUCUAGUGAUCCUUCUCUUGUACUUCCAUCCUUUUGAUUACAACAGUGACACAGUGAAGAGAACGAGAGUGCCCCGAGAGGCUGGAUGAGCCACCCAGGAUGAAGUCAGGUACAAGAACCACAGAACUAACAUCAGAAGAGCGACUUGCUGAAUUCCCCAGACUGUGAUUAAAGCCACACUGACCCCAAAAGGAGAGAUCUUCAAAACUCCCAAAGAUGACCAAAAUCAUACUUAAUCAGCUUGUGACAAAAUGGACAACAAUACAAAAGCAGAAAACAAUAUGGGGUCACUCAGUAAAUGCAUUAGUUCUGCUUUAAGUAACUCUGUUCAUCCAAGAUACCAGUUUUUCUGUUCUCCUAAGUCUUUGGGAAUACAGUUACAUCACUUUUCAGAGGGCUGAAUUCACUCUCAGAAAGCCCUGCCAAUCUCUCGUGGCAGUGAAAAGCACUCCUGCUGUGCUUAUUAAGCAAAACUGUAAAUACUAAGUGCAGUUCUUCAUUCUGCCAAGUAAAAGAACAUCUCGUUUCCAGACAGAUCUAUGAAGACACUAUCAAAAAAUCUUGAUAUAUAUGACAAAUGCUGCAGUGGAAAUUUUUUCGUAUUUGGAAACACUGAAUAAAUUAUUUAGCAGUGGCAAACAGACUAUUUUUAAUGAAUGAAUGUACUUUUUUUUAAAGACCCAUACAUUGCCCAUACUGUCACUGCUUGUCUGCAGUACAUCUGACCCAGAAGGAUGCACUAUAUCUAGGAGAAGUAGAACCACAUCCAUUUAUAUUUUAUGCUUUUUAACAUCAAUAUUUGCCUGUACACACAGCACAAAAAUAUUUAGAGACACUUGGAUCAAUUUUGAAAUAAAAAAUUAAAA
Messenger RNA from Lepidothrix coronata (blue-crowned manakin), 2707 nucleotides. RefSeq names its product potassium voltage-gated channel subfamily J member 13 (gene KCNJ13). The record is from RefSeq and is a predicted model, not a curated record. NCBI's taxonomy places the organism in Eukaryota, Metazoa, Chordata, Aves, Passeriformes, Pipridae. Bases 644 to 1744 code for a protein of 366 amino acids. Gene Ontology annotation, biological process: potassium ion import across plasma membrane; regulation of monoatomic ion transmembrane transport. The transcript is spliced from 3 exons. Gene Ontology annotation, molecular function: inward rectifier potassium channel activity. Gene Ontology annotation, cellular component: plasma membrane.